Messenger RNA from Chiloscyllium plagiosum (whitespotted bambooshark), 3387 nucleotides. NCBI's taxonomy places the organism in Eukaryota, Metazoa, Chordata, Chondrichthyes, Orectolobiformes, Hemiscylliidae. The record is from RefSeq and is a predicted model, not a curated record.
UCUGAGCAGAUACUGGGGUAUCGAAGGAGGCUGAUUCUAAGAUGUCUGUUUGGUCCAUAAUUGUGUACCCUGAAUGGGGAACUCCUAAGGGUGAUAUCGAAUAACUACUAUCCACUAAAAGAGGGAAAGAUCCAGUGUGGGUAAUGGGGCAUCUCCAAGGUCUGCUUGAAGGGAGGUUAAGAAAUGGUUGCGCAAAAGGCAAUCAUGUGGGAGUUAUGAGAGCUCCUCUGGAGGGGUAAGUAGAAGGGUCACCGGGUUCACAGUUGAGUAGUAGAAGGUCAGAAGGGGGUUAAUGAGAAAAGCUACUUCAUAACAGCUAAGUCGAGCUUGUGCAGGUCUGAUGGGAAAUCAGGAAGGCUACAAUAGCACGUGCCGAAUAAAAAUCAGCGGUUUUUGGGCAGUAAUAUUGGAACCAGCUGUUACAAGGGAAUAGAUAGCUGGGAGAAUUUAGGAGCAGGGUGGGGAGCCCAUGGUGACAGGGUCAAGGCAAGUUGAGUAAUAGGCCACUGGUCUCUAGCAAUCCCCAUGGGUUUGGAUUAAGACAUCAGUUGCACAGUCUCUUGGAUACUGGCAUACAAUCAUCUUCAGAGUGUCAGGGCACUGGCACGGGCAGUUUUUAAUUCAGUGACAGCUGACGUCAUGUUUUUCAUUCAGGGUGAAGGUCUUUGAAGCCUUGCUUGAAGCCAAAGGAGUUAACUAUUUGCUGAGUAACGUCAUGUGAGGGAGCUCCUGUCGGCAGUAGUUAACUAGGCCUAAGAAGGCACACAUUUGCUGGGGCUUGUAGGCAAAGGGGUUGCUAGAAUGGGUGUAAUAUGUUCCAGGGUUAACUGUCAGUCAGAAUCACUGAGCAAGGUUCCCAGAAAUGUGACUCGGAGGUGGCUAUGCUGACUCACCCAGGAAUGGAGGGCGUGCAGGAGAUAGUUGGUAUCUGUGAUGAUAGCAGAUUCCAAAGGGCGAGCUCGGAGCAAAUAAUCAAUAUAUUGGACAAUGGCGGAGCUGCCCAGCAACUGAAGCUCUGAAAGCUGCCGGUACAAUACCUGCGAGGAUAGAUUGGGUGAUUGUCAAAUCUCUCAAGGAGGCAGGUCCAAGUGCACUCCUGACCUUUGAAGACACAACGAGAACAAACGAGCCAAUAUGGCUGAAGGAGGCAAUAGUAUUUUCCAAAUGGCAGCACUUGGCAGACCUUUCCGGAUUGGGAUGUUAUAUGAUCUACGCAGUGACACCAUCAUCCCAGGUGUCACUUUGUGGGACUUGGUUGAGCUCCAGAAGAACAUUGACGUGCAGGUGAAACCCAGCACCGACUUUACCAUCAUUUCCUCAGAUGCCAUCGAGGACAAAACGUCUUCUUUGGAUGUGGAAGCCUCCCUCAAGGCCAGCUUUUUGGGGGGACUGGUGAAGGUGAGCGGCUCAGCCAAAUAUCUGAACAACAAGAAAACCUCGAGGCAGCAAUCCCGGGUUAGCCUCCAAUACCGAGCCACCACCCGGUUUGAGGAGCUUACCAUGAGCCAACUGGGACCCCAGCACAUCACCUACCCUUCCGUCUUCAAGCAGGGCUCAGCCACUCACGUUGUCACGGGCUUGUUGUAUGGUGCUCAAGCCUUCUUCGUGUUUGACCAGGAUCAUUCCUCCACUGACAAUGUGCAAGAUAUCCAGGAAAACCUUGAGGUUAUGAUUAGAAAGAUCCCCACAUUCAAAAUCAAGGGACAGGGCUCAGUCGACAUGUCAGAAGAGGACAAGAAGCGUGUGAAGAAAUUCUGCUGCACCUUUCAAGGAGACUUCUUCCUCGACAAGAACCCAGUGAACUACGAGGACGCUAUUGAGGUUUACUCAAAGCUGCCUAAGCUGCUGGGCGAUCACAGAGAGAAUGCAAUGCCCCUGAGAGUCUGGUUGCACCCUCUGAAGAUGCUGGACUCGAAAGCAGCUCAGCUUGCCCACGAGGUCAGCAUCGGUCUGGUCAAUCAGUGCCAGUGGAUCAUGGAUCAAUUCUGUGACAUCGAGAUGAGGUAUAACGAUCUAAUCAAGAGCCCAGCGGCAAGGGCCUUCUCUGAGAUCAAAGACAAGCUCCAAACCUUCAAGAGAAUGGUCCUGGAAUUCCAGACCCUCUUCCAGAAAAGGCUGGCACAAGUACUGCCCUCCAUCCGGGCUGGGAGAAAAGGGGAAAGCAGCUUGGAGGAAAUGUUAGAGCAGAGAGAACGAUCUCCAUUCAAGUACAGCUUACUGGACGCUUGGCUGAAGAAGAGGGAGAAGGAAGUGAACACAGUGGGGGUGAAUCUGAGCAGACUGGAGGGGGUGGAGGUUGUGACCCAGAGCCAGUUAGACACAAUCCUGGUGGACCCAAUGAUUAAAUUUGUCAUUUGCUUCAACUUUAACUCUUUGGGGGAGACAGAUGUUUAUCUUCAGGAACUCUCCAAAUACCUCAAGGCUCCACGAAAUGAGACAGAACCAAAUGGGGCAAUGCGAAAAGACACAAGUCAGGCAAGUGAGGACUGGUUUGAUGUAGCAUCAGUGUUGAAACGAUUGAGAGAAGCGGUCCAUUUCUAUUUGGUGCUGCUCAGAUCCAAAGGUUCACAAGACCCCAAGUUUGUGAUUUCUUCAUUGGUUGAGAAGAGUAUACCUGGGGCAUCCAUUUUUGAGUAUGAAUAUGGAAUUGUGAAGACAAGGGACAGCAGUCAACCACAGCCCCAGAGCUCAGAGGGCACAAGAGUAGCCAGUACCAGUGUAAUUCUGUCCAACAAAGUCUCUGGAGAGGACACUGAGCCAGUGUUGAUCUCCAGAAUGGAGAACAUAAUCAUUGAAGAUAGCAGUUUGCCCUGGGAGAACUAUGACAAUGUUGAGUGAUAUGUUGUCCUGGUUAUCCCCACACAGUGAAUAACUAUACAGCUCCUCCCCUGUGUGAGAGCCUUUGGGGUGGUGGUGUUGCUUAUCCAGUGAGCCCAUUGCUACAGUCUGCACCAUUCUUGCUGAUGUACCCAGUCAGGUGACAGUGUGACUGUGAACCUACCUCCCUCACCAUCUCCUGUGCCCACCUGUUCCAGGUUGGCAGUGAAGCGAAGAUGGGACAUUACGUUGUCAAAAACCUGGAGGGCAAGGAAUCAAGCAUAGAUUGUCUGAGCAGCCUGAAAGCUGUCAGGAAAUACAGGUUCUGGGUGUACACUGUGGCAGCACAGGGACCAGAGCUCUGAGGUGACGAGGUAGGGGAUGGUGACCCGAGGUGAAGACUCUUAAAACUUCAUUAGGAAGAGGCCCAUAGAAUAGGCUCCUGUAUCUUCUCAUCCACCAGAUAAAGGAUUGGCCGAAGUAAAAAUAGAUGAAAUUCCCUACAGUGUGGAAACAGGCUCUUCACCCCACAAGUCCACACCGACCCUCCAAAGAGUAACCCACACAGAC